Messenger RNA from Argentina anserina (silverweed cinquefoil), 2357 nucleotides. Its product is annotated as probable ADP-ribosylation factor GTPase-activating protein AGD14. NCBI's taxonomy places the organism in Eukaryota, Viridiplantae, Streptophyta, Magnoliopsida, Rosales, Rosaceae. The record is from RefSeq and is a predicted model, not a curated record. Gene Ontology annotation, molecular function: GTPase activator activity. The transcript has 13 exons. Bases 93 to 2120 code for a protein of 675 amino acids.
CCAUUUCUCAUCUCUCCCAAAUUCAAAAACACCAAACUCUAGAGAGGACCAAGUUCAUCCCUCGUGCCCUUUCCUUCAGCUUCAGUAACCAAAUGGGAAGCCGAAAGGAGGAAGAGCGAAACGAGAAGAUCAUUCGAGGUCUCAUGAAGCUCCCUCCCAAUCGAAGAUGCAUCAACUGUAACAGCCUGGGUCCUCAGUAUGUGUGCCCCAACUUCUGGACUUUUGUUUGCACCACUUGUAGUGGCAUACAUCGUGAAUUCACUCAUCGGGUGAAGUCAGUGUCGAUGUCUAAGUUUACAUCACAAGAAGUCGAGGCACUUGAAAAUGGUGGUAAUCAGCGGGCAAGGGAAAUAUAUUUGAAAGAUUGGGACCUUCAAAGGCAGCGGUUUCCUGACAGCAGUAAGGUUGAUAAAAUACGUGAGUUCAUAAAAAGUGUAUAUGUCGAUAGAAAAUAUGCUGGAGGAAGAACCUUGGAAAAGCCUCCAAGAGAUAUGCAGAACCAUAAAAUCCGUGAAGAUGAGACAAGACGUGCCAGUUCAUAUCAUUCUUAUUCUCAAAGUCCACCCUAUGAUUAUCAGUAUGAAGAUCGAAGAUAUGGGAAGCAAGCUGCUGCCCUAACCAGGAAGCCUGGUUCUGAUCGAGGUCGAUAUGAAGGAAAAAUCUCCAAUUUUGGUUAUAGUGAUGGUCGCUUAAGUGAACAAAUGUACGAGGAUAGAUUUGAAAAUGAUGGCUCUGGUUCCAGAGUUUCAGAUUUCUCUGUGUCUAGUGGAGGUGAUGCAUCCAGAUCUCGAGUACAGUCUCCUAAUUUUCAGGACACUGGAUCUAGCAGUCGAUCUUUCCAGCCUUUGCAAAAUAAUAGCGAUGUGAGGUGCCAAGAAAAAAGUACUGUUAUGGAGGCAGAUGUUAACAGAGAUGCAGAGGUGAUGCCGAUUUCGCAGAGAACCGUAUCCUUGGGAAGUUUUGGCUCAGUGGACAGCUAUUCCAUGUCUCUGAAGUCAUUCAAUUCAGGCGGUUCAGUGGAUGUUGUCUCUGAACCUGAACAAUAUGCUCGAGCCCUCCAUGAAAAACCGACUUCUUUAUCAUCUCUUUUUGGAACUUCUGAUAGAUUGGAUCCGUUCAAGGCCCCAGUUCAACCAGAAGAAAUCCCUUCUAUUGAUUUGUUUCAGUUACCAGCAACAUCUACAUCUCUUUCCAAAGAUUCAUUUCAACCUUCUGAAUUUUCUUCUGCUUUGCCUUUGAAUGUAUAUCAACCUCCUCAGGCAUCGACACCUUUGGAUUUAUUUGCUGAUUUUCCUCAGCACCUGUCAACUGCCAAACAAAUACAAGAAUUUGUCCCUAAAAGUGAAGGAUGGGCAACAUUUGAUACACCUCAGCCCUCAGCUUUUAUAUCGGGGACUGAUAGUAGUAUGCCUGCAAGUACAGCUUCCAACGAUGGUGCCUUUAUUGAAAAUUUCGAUCUGUUCCCGUCAUCAAAUACAGGCACGCAGUGGCAAUCGUUUGUGAACAUUUCUAAUCCGUGGAGUGAAAUUCCCGAUUUUACAGCUCCAAAUGAUACAGCAAGUACUCAGUCAUGGAAUGCAUUUGAAGAUUCUAUUGGACACCUUCCUUUUGAGGGCACUAAGAAGACUGGUGAACCAAUACCAGACGAGCUUUUGUCAGCUGGCAACCAGUAUUUGAAAGUCGUUACGUCUGAGGACUCUAUUACAGAUGGGAUUCAGAUAGCUGCCCCCCAAGGUGAACCUCUUGAUCCUGGUCUGCCAUCACAUAUCAUGGGGCCAUCUUACACUCCUCAAGUCAUUCCUCAUAUGGUUGAACUUAAUGCGCAUGCCUCUGAGCACAGAUCAAAUAACCCUUUUGAUCUGAAUUACAAUACAGAUCUGGAGCAGAACAGUAUGUUUUUGGACAUGAGUUCUUUAGAAGCAUCUCUCCCAAAUGCCCAGUUGCAGUCCUCAUUUGUCACUGGUGUAUCCCAUCCAUGGUUUCGUGAGAAUGCAGUGCCUUACAUUCCAGCUGCAGAGGGUGGCUUAACCUACUUGCCAGGGCAAGCACAAAGUGCUCAAAUAUCGACCGUACCGAUACAGGGCCCUGUCGCAUCAAUUGGAGGAAAUCCUUUUGCAUAGUAUGUGUGUCAUUUUUAGUUGAUAGUAUUCUUGCAGUUUUCAAUAACGUUAAUUUGUGCUUUGUAGUUUGUAAACUAAAACCUCCCAUCUUCAAGGCUGUGAAAAGUUAUGAUUCACAUUGAUUUUAUUAUGCUUGUAUCAUUUGUUGCAUACUUUGAAAUUUGACACUGGCGCAUGAUUUUCGUUUACCAAUUCCAGUUUUGACAUUAGAAAUGUAUUUAAAUUGCUUUAGAAUUC